GUCAAGGUUAACUGCAGAAUCCACGAUUUCAAAUUUACUGUCAUGAUCACUGCCCUUAAUACAAUCCUGUCCAGAUAAACAGGUGCGAACCAGAGAAAUCAGCUACCUGUCUUUGAGAAGAAUGGUUACUUUAUUGGAAAAUGUAAUGUGCAUUUUGUCAGCGUAAUACGUAUAGAUUAUAAUAGUCGCUGAGCGUGAUGAUACGAAAGAUAACUUGGUGUCUAUGGUCAGACAAGCCAGUGUUUCCAAUCUUGUUUUGCAACUAGAUCCUGCUAAACUCAUGGAAGAAGAAUUCCUUGCUGCAUUUUGUCAUCGAGGUAGCGUUACAGUCCUACCGUUGAAACCACUGCCAGACUUUAAUCUAUCUAUCGAAAAGUCGAUUCUCACUUUGGACAUGUCUCCAAUUGUAUACUCUGGUUUUGGUUUGUCAGCUAAGAAAGUUAAACGAAACAGUAAACAGUACUAUUACCGAUUCCAGGUUGCUUUGAAUAGUACAAACUUCCAACCUAACGGACCGUUACAUUCUCGUCUUCGAUCAUUCUUUAAAGCAUUCACUAGUCCUGUGGAAUCGGGUACUCGUAUACCCCAACGCAUCACAGAUCUUGGACCUUUCUUUGUUGAUUGGUUACCAGAUACCCAUCGUGUUUGGACAGGUGAAUUGCCGAAAUCUGGUUCUGUUGCUGCUUAUCUGAACAAAUGCGAGCAUGUUGCGAUCCGACCACAAUGUGAAGUCUUUGACUACACUGGGUCACCUAUUCGCUUGCCCGAUUUCGUUAUAUGGGAAAAAGUGCCAAUGAAACAGGAAGAAACAAACAGAUGCCAAGAAGUGGAGAAACCUUCGAGCUACCUAAAUACUGUAAAUAUUCAACUGGGGCUAACGAUUUUAUCCUACCUGGCGACUGGAAUUUCCUCUUCUAACUCAGCCGCUGCAGAUUGCCAGUCAAAUGAUAACCCAUGUUUGACCAAUGCUAGUCUGUCGCCAAUUUAUUCACAAGCCCUGGGUGAAAUUCCAUCAGAAUCAUCAGUCUAUGAGCUGAAACAACCGAGAAUUAUUUGUCUGACGGGAUUGUUUCCUGACUAUUAUUACAGUCAAUUAGAAGAUCAAAUAAAAUCUAUGCUAAUGAACAAUCUACACGUGAAUGAACUUGUAUACAUGUGCAAAUGUCCAUUGAAAUCUGCUGACCCACUACUACUACAUGCAUUUGAGCAAUCCAUGAGCAGUAAUUCUGGGACUGUAUUUGUAACUGGUGGAAAGAAUAUUUCAGAUUCACAAAAUCCAUCUCUUAUCAAGAUUCGUUUCUAAGCUAUAUUUUUUUUGUUUGUUGAUAAAGUUGUAUAUUUGGAGUAAAAUAUAUAUAUUUCAAAAACUCUUUUCUGUGAUGA
Messenger RNA from Trichobilharzia szidati, 1383 nucleotides. Lineage: Eukaryota; Metazoa; Platyhelminthes; Trematoda; Strigeidida; Schistosomatidae. The record is from the annotation of a GenBank genome assembly.